This is a messenger RNA of Bombyx mandarina (wild silkworm), 2177 nucleotides long. RefSeq names its product Negative elongation factor A (gene Nelf-A). Gene Ontology annotation, cellular component: NELF complex. NCBI's taxonomy places the organism in Eukaryota, Metazoa, Arthropoda, Insecta, Lepidoptera, Bombycidae. Gene Ontology annotation, biological process: negative regulation of transcription elongation by RNA polymerase II. The record is from RefSeq and is a predicted model, not a curated record.
AUGGCGAACGUGCGGGAUAGUGACAUAUCUUUGUGGCUCCACAAUAAACUCGGUACAUCGAACGAUUCUUGGACAAGUGGCUCGAUUUGUUCACAAUUAAACGCUGAAGUAUUAAAGAAUAUAAAAGACUGUUUUCCAGAAUUACAACCGCAAGUGAAAUUGAAAUUAUUACUAAGUUUCUUUCAUAUCCCGCGCAGAAAUGUUGAAGAGUGGAAAAGUGAACUCGAAGAGAUCCUUGAAGUUGCUGCAAUGGAUUCAGACCUCUGGGUGGCGAUGCUUGCUGAAGUCCUCAAAACGUACCCCUCAGCUGGCACCCUUAAUACAGAGAUAGCAGAGUUUGAUGAGACGAGACCAAUAUUUAGUGAUAUGAUUGGAGAGUUAAGGAGAGCUUUAGCCAAACAUUCGGAUCUAGGAUUAUUACCGCUGGAGUGCCUGUAUUUAAAUAAGAAUGCUUUAGUAUCUGUGGUUGGCCAACAAACAAAUCCGAUAAAACAUUUUACACUGAAACGGAAACCUAAAUCGGCAUCGCUCAGAAGCGAGCUCCUUGCCAAAGCUACAGAGGUUCAGGCAAAUCAGAAGAAAGCUCAAGCUCCUACCGUACCAAUACGUAGCAGAGGGAUGCCUCGGAAAAUGACAGAUACUACUCCGCUGAAGGGUCUUCCGUCGUUGGGCGCGGGUCGUGCGGCCAUGCGCGCGGGCGGCACGGGCUGGCGCUCGCAGCGUCCCGGCAUCAAGCUCCUCGACAUCGCCGACCAGCCCGCCACGCAUGCGCAGAUCAAGAAACGAAGAAAACUUGAAAUGGAGGAGGGCGCAAAGAAAGCUGCCGCCGCUGCCCCGCCCUCUCCCCCUCCGCCGGCCGGUGAUAAGACACAAAACAACAAAACAGAAGAACCUCCCACAAGCGUCCCCAGCUCGGAGCCGGCGCCCGCGGCGUCCCCCCCUCCCGCCGGGCCGGUCCCCGCGCCCCCCGCGCCCGCCCGCGCCGCGUCCCCCGACCCGCGCCCCGCACUCCUGCACGACGGACCCCCGCCUCUUGCCAGCCCCAUACUCGUACAGGGUCCUUCUGGUGGCAAGCUGGUGCUAGCGAGCGGUGGGAAGCCGGUUCUGGUGCCGGCGCUGCUUAACUCCUCAGCCGUGUUACUGCAGCCUGGUGGAAAAGCUGUGUUACUGCAUAAUAUUAAACAGGUCACCCAGCCCGUGGUCCAGCAACAACAACGGACAACUGUUCCCGUACCGGCCUUACAUCAGACGCAGACUUUACAUCAUCAAAUACCACAGACGCAGGUGCAGAUUCAACAGCAAGUACAGCAGCCCGCCCCCGUGCAGCCGGCGCCCCAACCAGCUGCCACGCCUCUACUGCCCAGAAGAGGACUCUCCCUUACGCGAGAACAGAUGCUGGAAGCCCAGGAUAUGUUCAGAAAUGCAAAUCGUGUUACGAGACCGGAAAAAGCUCUUAUACUUGGUUUUAUGGCUGGAUCUAGAGAUAAUCCGUGUCCGAACCUCGGCAAUAUUGUUACGAUAAAACUCUCUGAAAACAUUGAGAAUGUUCUACAGUCGGACGACACGUAUCUCACUAUGCUCUCAGAGAUGCAUUUCCAAAUGAACUACAACAAUGGACAGUGGACUAGACUCAAGAAGUACCGACCUAUAGACGGCAUGGUGCCGCAGAAGAUACCUCCAGGAUCCACUGUGAUAUCAGCCGGGAAUCAGCAGCCUGUAGUUUCAAUAGCCAACCAAACGAUUAGCUAAUGUGCUUCAGUGAUAAAUGACUUUGACAUUAUUAAGUGUUCUCAACUUAAGUGUUGAAAUGUGUUAAAUGUGCUUGUGGCCCCGGUAUCAUGCGUGACAGGUUCGAGACUGGCCACUUACUGUGCUAUUUCAGUUUUACUGAAUGUGACGUGAAAUUAUAUCGGUAUGCAUAAUAUUAUUGAUGUGAGACAAUACAUUCAGAAAUGAUACAAAUUCUAAAGUAAUUUAUGAAAAUUAUUACACUGUGCAGUAUCAAAAGUAGCAAAUGUAAGUACAGAAUAUAAAGAGUUUUUUAACUGUUCUAUAUACAACCCCCAAAAUGAUCUAUUAAAAUGUGUGUAAUGUAUAUUAUACUUUUUAUCUAUACUAAUAUUAUAAAGAGGAAAGAUUUGUUUGUUUGUUUGUAUUGAAUAGGCUCCGAAACUACU